AUAAAGGUAUACGAUGGGUACGAAAUUGUGUUCACGAUGGUUAUCGAAAAAAAUAUUCACAAAAUGGCAGUAGCCAAGCGAAUAAAACCGACCCCGAUCAAGUCAUCGGCGUCGGCGCCGGUCUUCGUCCAAAUCGUGCGAAAUCUGCAAAGUUUCUUGCGGCUGAUCGAAACAAAAAGGCUUUACCAGAUCCUGGGCGGUAUUUCUCUCUCUUUCCUCAGACUCCUUAGAGGAAGAGGAGAAGAGAGUGAGCGAUGGCGUACGGCGUUGACGGGGCGACCGGCAACGGAGCUGGCAACGGGAACGGGAUCUCGAGGCUUCCCGGUCUUGGAGGCAAAGGGAAGUAUGGGAGAAUCGGAGACGAGCUCGUGGAGCACAACCCAGAACGGGGGAGCGAAAGCAGGAGAUAUGUCUUCGCCUGUGCUAUCUUUGCAUCUCUGAACUCCGUCCUUCUGGGAUAUGAUGUGGGCGUUAUGAGUGGAUGCAUCCUUUUCAUUCAAAAGGAUUUGCACAUUACAGAAGUCCAGCAAGAAAUCCUUGUUGGGUGCUUGAGCAUCAUUUCCCUUAUAGGUAGUUUAGCAGCUGGAAGAACCUCAGAUGCUAUUGGCCGUAAGUGGACUAUUGGUUUAGCUGCGAUAAUUUUUCAAAUUGGUGCUGCAGUAAUGGCCUUUGCACCAUCUUUCCGAGUGCUGAUCAUAGGCAGGCUUUUGGCUGGAGUCGGAAUAGGUUUUGGUGUCAUGAUUGCACCUGUUUACAUUGCGGAGAUAUCACCUACUGUUUCUCGAGGAUCUUUCACUUCCUUUCCUGAGAUUUUUAUCAAUCUUGGAAUUCUUCUUGGAUACAUAUCAAACUAUGCAUUCUCCGAUCUUUCAGAACACAUAAAUUGGAGGAUAAUGCUUGGCAUUGGGAUUCUUCCAUCUGUUUUCAUUGGGUUUGCAUUGCUUGUUAUCCCUGAAUCUCCUAGAUGGCUGGUUUUGCAGAAUCGAGUAGAUGAAGCAAGAUCAGUGCUAAUGAAGAUAACAGAGAAUAAGGAACAAGUUGAGAAGAGAUUGGCUGAAAUAGAGGAAGCUGCUGGUGGUGCAAAGGGAACAAAGGAAAAGGCUGUGUGGAUGGAGUUUCUAAGUCCAUCCCCGGCACUUGGUAGGAUGCUGAUUACAGGUAUUGGCAUUCAGUGCUUUCAGCAAAUCACUGGUAUUGAUGCGACUGUGUAUUACAGCCCAACCAUAUUCAGAGAUGCCGGAAUCAAAUCUGAUAACAAGCUGCUUGCUGCAACUGUUGCUGUUGGCUUUACUAAAACUGUGUUCAUCUUAGUUGCAAUCAUGCUGAUCGACAGAGUUGGCAGAAAGCCUUUGCUAUAUGUUAGCACUGUCGGUAUGACUGUUUGCCUGUUCACUUUGGCACUAGCUCUCACACUGCUUGGGCAUGGCCUGGUCUCACUAAAAGCAGGUCUUUUGGUGGCAAUACUAUCUGUCUGCGGAAAUGUGGCAUUCUUUUCUGUAGGAAUUGGCCCUGUUUGUUGGGUAUUGAGCUCUGAAAUCUACCCUCUCCGUUUGCGUGCACAGGCAGCUGCAUUAGGAAGUGUAGGAAAUAGAGUAAGCAGUGGUAUGAUUGCUAUGUCUUUCCUGUCUUUGUGCCGGAUCCUUUCCGUGGCAGGAGCCUUCUUCAUUUUUUCAGCAAUUUCAGCAGUAUCUGUGAUAUUUGUAUAUGUGUAUGUUCCUGAAACCAAAGGCAAAUCUCUAGAACAGAUUGAGAUGUUGUUCCAGAGUGGUAGGGAGUGGCAAAGAGUUGAAGUGGAACUCGGUGACGUCGAGCAUUUGGUGCAAAAGGAGCACAUUGACCAGCGCCAUAGCAUCACUGUUUCUUAGCAUCAUUGUUUCAAGAAAGUUUUAUUAUUGCAGUCAUUCAACAUGAUCCUAUCAUUUUUUUCCCAUCAUUCCUUCAACUGUGCGCUUGCUGCAAAAUAUCCAGCUUGAAGGAUUUGAUCCAAAUGGGAAUGUAGCAGUGCUUCAACAGUGUUUACUCGAAAUUUGGAUUGAUUCUCAUAUUUAUCUGGAUGUCAUUCUAAUUAUAGUACAUUUGAUUACAGAAAAGAAUGAAUUGUAGCCAAAUACUCUCAAGAAGGUUGAAGGCAAGAGCUUAACAGCCACCUGCCAUUGUUUUC
Molecule: messenger RNA, 2161 nt
Organism: Zingiber officinale
Lineage: Eukaryota; Viridiplantae; Streptophyta; Magnoliopsida; Zingiberales; Zingiberaceae
Product: probable polyol transporter 4
Exons: 2
Coding region: 255-1865 (536 amino acids)
Biological process (GO): transmembrane transport
Cellular component (GO): membrane
Molecular function (GO): carbohydrate transmembrane transporter activity
Source: RefSeq, a predicted model, not a curated record